Portunus trituberculatus (swimming crab) is the source of this 1126-nucleotide messenger RNA. Its product is annotated as ropporin-1-like protein. Lineage: Eukaryota; Metazoa; Arthropoda; Malacostraca; Decapoda; Portunidae. The transcript is spliced from 5 exons. The coding region runs from base 30 to 836 and encodes 268 amino acids. The record is from RefSeq and is a predicted model, not a curated record.
UCUAUAUAUAAACACCGUGACGCCAAGUAAUGUCACGCACGCGCCUUGCACACAUAUUGACCCGCGGUGACGUCACACAUUCCUGGCCAGGUGUUCUCAUUUGGACACCUGGACCACUGAGCUACACCGCCGUCGCUCCACACAGACCCCCCAACACACCUGCCCUUCUAUCAUCGGAACAACAGUCCAAGAUGGUGGUGGUGGCGGAGGGAGUGGUGGACACGAGGGUGCCGGCGCCUCUGCCCGGCAUCCUGAGGGAGUACACAAAGGCCGCCAUCCGCACCCAGCCCCGGGAUCUCCUGGCCUGGUCCUGCGCCUAUUUCAAAGCCAUGACCCAGGGCAGCGUACCGCCCGUGAAGGAUCGUCUGGAGUUCCCCAUCCCCGAGUCAGAAAGUGGCAUCUCACCUGGCGUGCUGCGUGUGCUCCACCGUCAGCUGCGAGUCGGCGACAGCGUGCAGUGGGAGCAGCUGCGGGAGUGUUGCGAGGCCAUGGGCGUGGCCGAGGAGACAGCGCAGGACGCCUGGCACCGGGCAGGGGGCGGGGACGGAGCUUCCCUGGAGUGGGACCACAUUCUCUCCCAUCUGGCUGCCCUCUCCGCCCACUCCAACAUUCAGGCCUUGCAGCUGUUAAUGGCCGCCCUCACCGAGGACCCCGUCACCAAGAAGGUGGACUGCUCCUCGCUGCUGGACCACUACCGGCGCCUCCACACCCACAUCAACAUCACGCCCACUGAGCAGUUCACCGAGGCGGUGGCCUAUCUGAAUGACCUGGCCACCUUCCAGGGCGGCUACCUCACGCCCAAGGACCUCACCAGAUCGUCCUGCCCCGUGCUGUAAUUCUCGCCUGUUAGCGGUGUCACUCGCUCAUAAUAAUUCAAUUAACUCUAACUAUUACCAUCAGUGUAGACCAAAUACUAUAGAAUUUACUCAUCACCAACGUCACCUCCACGCCGAGGCACCGAGGCACCGCCGCAGCCUCUGCUUUGUCUUGCAGGUGUUAAGUGGUUUUAUUAUAGUAAAAGAGAAGUUUGUGACCACUGGUGGUACUUUAUUGUAUUCUGCGUACCGAAUGUCGUUACAAUAUGUGUUUUCUCGAACAAGAAGCAGAAUUAAAAUUAACAGUAUCA